This is a messenger RNA of Linum trigynum, 3737 nucleotides long. The record is from the annotation of a GenBank genome assembly. Lineage: Eukaryota; Viridiplantae; Streptophyta; Magnoliopsida; Malpighiales; Linaceae.
GUCCAAAGAUUGAGUUAGGCGAAAAGAAAAAUCGGAAAAUAGGCGCAUUUCGCAAAGCAAAGAAAAAAAUGACACAAUUUGACCUCCAACCUGGUACCUUAUAGCGGUCGGCCCGCGGGUGCGUAUAACCCAUUUUUCACACCGAGUCAGAGUCAAAGUGGGUCGACCCGCGGGUCAACCCGCGGGUUGACAACCUUGGAUACCGUCUACACUCUAACCUGCAACAUACAGAUCGAUCUAAUCUGCGAUUUUUGUUACGAUCCGCUCUAUAUUUAUUUGUUGACAUGAACUAAUAUCGCUAUAAUUACGACCUAUAAUUUCCUGUAAGAACGCAGAAGCCACACAAGAGUUCCACCAUACCAACCAAAAUUUACCAUUUCCUUGUGCUAUGAAUUUACACGCUUGGGGAAUGAGUCCAAGCCAAAUAGACUAUGUUAAAGAACCGGGCAACCAUGGAAAAAUAGCGCCAAAACCCUAAUUUAAUAAUUUGAAGUAGGUAUAUUUCUGUUGAAAAUUCAAUUAAUCCCAAUUAGAACCUAGACUAAUUACACUUUGGUCAACCAAAGAACUGAUCAACCCCUCUAAUGGUCUAAUCUCAUAUAAAUCCCUCCCUCUUUUUCCCCUAAUCCAGAUUUUCAGUUAAUUACUUGCAACACAAAACAGAGAAUGAAAAUGGCAGAGACAACUCUGCCGCUCAUAACCGCUACUAAUCUCUUCCUCCUUCUGCUAGUAACUUCCCUCUCACCGUCUUCCCCCAACGUGAUCGACGACGACUGCUCCGACCGAUGCGGCAACGUCACGGUGCCGUACCCUUUCGGAAUCGGCGACCAGAAGUGCGCAAUCUCCCCUGCUUUCCUCUUCAACUGCAAUUCCUCUGCCUCCCUGGUGUUCGGGAGGAACAUCCCGGUCACCAACAUCUCCAUCGAUGAAGGCACCUUCACCGGCGUCAUGCCGGCCGCGGCCAGAUGCUACAACCAGUCAGGUUUGAUGGCGGAGUACACCAAGCGGCCGACCAUCACGCUCGGCGGCGGGCCGUUCCGAUUCUCCGACGUCCACAACAAGCUCACUGCCUUCGGCUGCGACACCAUGGCCUUCAUGAGCGACAGAGCGGGCAGCUUCGGCAGCGGCUGCGUGUCGCUCUGCGACCGCGUCUCCGCCGCGAACUCGUCGCGGCGGAUCGCGGACGCGAACUCGGAGGUCUGCUCCGGGAUCGGGUGCUGCCAGAGCUCGAUUCCACAAGGAUUGAAGACGAUGAACUUCACGGUGGCUAGCCCGGGGAACCACAGCAGGAUCCUGGACUCGAAUCCUUGCGAUUUCGCUUUCUUGGCCGACGUGAGGGUUUUCGAAUUCGGGGAGGUGGAGCUGGCGGAGUUUCCCGAGAGGAAUCCGAGCAAUUCGAGGACGGCGAUCGAGUGGGUGGUGGAGGAGAAGACUUGCGAACAGGGGAGGUCGAAUUCGAGCUCGUACGCUUGCCGCGAGAAUUCGGAUUGCGUUUACUCCGAGAACGGAGAAGGUUACAGGUGCUUGUGCAAGCCUGGGUUCACCGGAAACCCUUACCUUGGUUGCCGAGACAUUGAUGAGUGUGCUGAGCCAGAGAAGUUCCCCUGCCAUGGAAGUUGCAAGAACAGAGAUGGCGACUACAGUUGUAGCUGUCCAGUUGGAAUGCGUGGUGAUGGCAAAGUCGCUUGCCAAGGGUUUCGUGUUACCGCCAUUGCUGCAGUAUCCGGAGGCAUUAUCUUGCUGUUCACAAUCAUUCUUCUGGCCUUCAUCCUCUACAACCGAAGAAAGAAGGAGAAGAACUUCUUACUCAACGGUGGAUUGCUACUAGAGCACCAAAGGGUGAGAAUCUUCAAGGAAUCAGAGCUCUCCAAGGCAACCAAAAACUACGACGCCUCCCACUUCCUCGGCGAAGGAGGAUUUGGCCAUGUCUACAAAGGAAUCCUGCCGGACAACACCCUCGUCGCAAUCAAGAAGCCCAAAGACUCCAUCGACAAGGCUCAAACCAUCAACCAAGAAUUCCAGCGCGAGAUCGCCAUCGUCUCGCAAGUCAAUCACAUUAACGUAGUCAAGGUGGUAGGACUCUGCCUCGAGACCAAGCUCCCGCUCUUGGUCUACGAGUUCAUCCCCAAUGGCACCCUCUUCGACCACAUUCAUAAACAGAGGUCCAAGGCGAUGUCCACCUGGAAACAUAGGUUGAGGAUCGCGACGGAGAUCGCUCAAGCGCUCGAUUAUUUACAUUCCCUGGCGAACCCACCGAUCAUCCACGGGGAUAUCAAGUCGACCAACAUUCUCCUCGACGAGGAUUUCAGGGCCAAAGUCUCCGACUUUGGUGCCUCUGUUCUGAUUUCGCCCGACCAAACGGCCGCCAUGUUUAAUAAGAUCCAAGGCACGUUGGGCUAUCUCGAUCCGGAGUAUCUGGUGACCGGUAAUCUCACUCCGAUGAGCGACGUGUACAGCUUUGGAGUGGUCAUGGUCGAGCUUCUGACAGGGGAGAAGCCUUACUCUGGCACCUCGGUGAGAACAGGGGAGAAGAUUAAUUUGAUUCAGUAUUUUUUGAAUUCGAUGACGACGGGGAUGAACUUGGGGAAGAUUGUAAAAUUCGAGGUUGUUCACGAAGGGGAAAUGGAGGAGAUGGAGGCGUUUGCUGAGGUGGCGCGGCGGUGCUUGAGCUUCAGCGGGAUGAAGCGGCCGGCGAUGAAGGAGGUGGCGGAGGAGCUUGGACGGCUGAGGAAGUUGAAUGAGAAUUCAUUGGGGUCUAAUCGGAACGGUGGGGAGGAGACGGAGUAUUUGUUGAGGAAGAGUACCGAUGGCGAAUCUUGUUCUUUGUCGUUUAGUGGGUAUUCGGAAGUUUGGACAGGGACGACGGAAGAGCAACCGCCGACGGGAACUCAUAGCAUCGUUGCGUUAGAUAUGGAAUCGUAUGAGAUUUCUCGAUGAUGAUGAUGAUGAUAGCAUAGCAUGCACCCACUUUAGAAUUUUGUUGGGGUAAUAUUAUAUGGAGAAUCAUGUAUUGACUGGUUUUACAAUUUUGAAUUUAAAGGUGACCAUAUGUUAUGUUAUGUGAUUUAACGACCAAGUCGUUGCCUAUUCAUGUUCAUCGUGCCUCUAAAAGAGAACGAGACAUGAAACAAUUAACGACCAGCUAGGCUGCUACUGUGCUACAGCCUACCAGCGAAGAGGUUGAAGAUAGGGCUGCAAAUGAGCCGAGUUACUUUUUUUUUUUGCAUAAAAGGAGGCCAGAAGCCAAGAGAAGGAGAUUACAGGCGAGAGGAGGGGGAAGAAGAAGUAGCUACAACUCUGCGCUCGAAAGCGAUACCCACGAGAUCAUCCUGAAGAAUCGAAGCUAGUCCAUGAGGCGGGUUCACAAGCUCAUGCAUACCGUAGGGAUAGACGAGACUGUGCUUCGAGCAGUCCGCGGCUCUAUUCCCUUCUCGGUAUGUAUGAGUGAUGUUCACCAACCAGUUCUGUCCUAGCUUCCUACGAAUAGCCGCAAGCAAGGUAGCAUAAGGGUGUACAUGAGCCGAGUUACUUGCGAGUGGCUCGACAAGACCCAGACCAUCAACCAAGAAUUCCAGCACGAGUUGGCCGGCCAUCGUCUCGCAAGUCAAUCAUAUCAAUAGGUGGAGAACAGCUUUCCGACAAUGUACGAGAAGAGCUGGACCACAGGUGUGAAUUGGACGGUGCAGAGUGAUUCGAGUUGUACAGCACGGAAUGUAGAAGAAAGACGACAAAUAUUG